UCAAUCUAAUUACAACUUACAUCACCUGAAAGCACCAUGUCCUUUUUUUGGGUCGAAAAUGAGAUGUUUACUAUUUACUAAGCACCCUAACUCUUAUCUAUUACAUAAGUUGAUCCAACUUUAGAUAGCCACAAUCAAUAAAAUGUUAACCAAAACUAGUAGAGUGCUCGUUAUUUGCAAGAUAUCCGUAGCAUGAUUGCAUUCUCUUCAUGUAUGUGAAAGUGAAAGUUUCGAAUCAUAACCUAAUAACUCCUAGUUUUGAUGACAACAAUAUGGUUAUGAUGUUCAUUAUUUGUAUAGAUCUUGUGAACACUCAAGACCAUAUGAUAAUCCAACUUAGUUUGAAGUUUCGCGAUCCUCGUUAUUCAUUCCAUCUCCAUUCCUUCCAAGACUACCCACCAUGACUCGACUCGUGUGAUAGUACAAGAGAUGAGGUUGGGUGUCAAUGCAACAACGCAUAUGGUGUUUCAGUCGCAAAUUAGACAUCAUGUGCUAUUACUUUACCAUCACUUCGAUUAUAACCAUGACCCUUUUUUUUAACUAAUUAGAGAGUCCACGUUACCCUUUUCUUUAUCAUUACUUUGCACAAAUUGAUAUACUGAUGUGAAAACCACAAAUUAAUAUACUUUACCAUCCCUAAACCCUAAACCCUAAACCCUGAACCCUAAACCCUGAAACCCUAAACCCUAAAACCAUAGACCCUGAACCCUAGACCCUGAAACCUAAACCCUAGACCCUAAAACCUUGAACCCUAAACCCUGAACUCUAAACCCUAAACUCUGAACGCUAAACCCUAAACCCUAAUAAAAUCAUGUUUGCCUUUUUACCUCUAGAGUGAACUUCUUGUUGUUAUCCAACUCCACCAAGCAAACGACCCCUUAGUAAUGACUAAUUAGGAUGAAAUGAGUUGUUUGCUAGCUCCAGCCAAAAUUUUGUUCGAAAUGAUGACAUGAUAAUACACCAUCAACUUGUCAAUUUUCCGGUUUAUUAAUUUCUGUUUACUUUUCACUUGACUUCUAUAGCCAAAAGUAAUCGGCGAACCUUCAAUUUUCACUUGACUUCAAUUUUCCUGGUCUAGGUCUCUGAGUGGAGUUGCGGGUGACGAUGGUAUUCCAGCCUUUUCCCGGCGGCAGCGGCGGCAUGGCAAGGUUGCAAUGGAAGCUAGGGUUUUGAUUUGUCUACUUUGGGCUCUCUGUGUUAUGUGUGGCACUUGGGCUUUUCGGGUGGGCUUUUGAAUUGCUUAUCUGUAUUGUUGUUCUCUUCAUUUGGGCUUGCCCAUACUUUGUACUCCUUCCUGAAACUGAUUUCGUCAAAAAAAAAAAAGAUAAAAAAAAACAAUCUUCCACCUGUCUCCAAUCGAUGGAUCGCCCACUCUCUCUCUCUACUCGUCGGUGUUUAACACGGAACCGCCAUCGCCUCUCUCUCUUUCUCUCUCUCUCCCUCUCUCUCUCAGAUUGACGACAUGCAAUGAUUCAGGUACUAUUCAGUUGAUGGGUUAUCCAACUUGACCAGAUUGGAUGUGUCAUAAUAAAGCAGCGAGGGAACCAAUGUAGUUUAUCGGGAACCAAGGUAGUUUAGCAGAACAGUCUUUUCCCAUUCCCUCCAUUCCCUUUCUCUUUGGUGUAUAAAUGAACAGAGACUUUUCCCAUUCCCUUUGCUUUGGGGUAUAAAUUGAUGUACAGCAUAUUAUUCUCAUUUCCGCUCCAAUUCUCAAAAUCACCCCGCUUCCAUUCUUCACCUGCAAUAGCCUCCUGAUGUCGAACUCGAACCCGUCUUCUUCGUGGAUCGCCCAAUUCAAACCGGGCGACCGGGUCGAGAUCAGCUCCGAAGACCCCGGGUUCCGCGGCUCCUGGUUCGCCGGCACCGUCGUCCGCCGCGAUGCGAAUAACACCAAUCGUUACGUAGUCGUGUACGACCAGCUCUACGAGGACGAAACUGGGGACAGGCUGCUGCAAGAAACCCUCGAUUGGAUCCAUUUGCGUCCGCCGCCGCCGCCUCCCGAGAAGAAGGUCCAGUUCAAGUUCGGCGACGAAGUGGAGGCUUUCUACAACGACGGCUGGUGGGAAGGGGCUAUUACUGCGGAGCACUCCGGCGGGAAAUUCGUGGUGUUCUUGAGAGGCUCAAAGGAGCACAUUGUAUUUGAAGAGGAAUAUUUGAGGUUGCCUGUUCAGUGGGUGAAAGGUAAGUGGGAGCCGCGAUUCGAACAGGUUCAGCGGGAGGAAGAGAUGAAGUUCACUCAAGGAAUGCAAGUCGAGGUGACAACUGACGAAGACGGUUUCAAAGGUGCUUGGUUUGCUGCAACAAUUAUUGAACCUUCGGGUGAAGACAAGUACCUUAUUGAGUACAAAACCCUGACGAAUGAUGAUGAUACUGAGUUUCUCAGAGAAGACAUUCGUGCUUGCAACAUAAGGCCUUGUCCGCCGGAGAUCAUUGCUGUUGAUGGAUUCAAGGUGAUGGAUGUAGUAGAGGCUUACUACAACGAGGGCUGGUGGGUUGGCCUGAUUGCAAAGGUUUUGAGCAACGGCAAUUACCAGGUUUACUUUGUUGAGUAUGAUGAGAAGACAACGUUCAAGCAGGCUGAUUUGAGGCCACAUCAGGAGUGGUUAAACGGCAAAUGGGUUGUUCCUUAAGAGGUCUGAAUUUUAUGCUCUCAAUCCUAAAAACACUACGAGCCUUUCUUCUUGCAUGUGGUGGUGGUGGUUUCUGACUUUCUGUUCUCCGUGUUUGGUUUUUAGGUGUGUUGUGCUUGGAACGGGUGGCGGUGGUUUCUAUCGGCGUUGCGGUGGUGGACGGCGACAUGAUGUGUGCGUGGUGACGUUGUGUCUUUUGUGUGGGCUUAGGGUUUUUGUGUUGUGGGGUUUGGUGGUGACCCGGGGUUGGGGAUUGUUUUGUUUUUGUUUUGUUCCCUGUACCUUUAGGUCCGGUUGCAGCAGCGCACGGAUCUGGCGGCAGUUGUAUUUAGUUGCUGUGCUGCCCUGUUUUUUGUUUCUAAUUAUUUAAUAUAUAUCAUCAUUAACAAAAAAAAAUUUAUGGCUGUCAAAUAUGGUUAUGGUCAUUUUGGGAGCCAAAUAUAGCUCCUGUUUUCCUUUGAAAGCCAAAUAUGGCUGGAGUAAAGUGGCCCAACGCAGACCUUUUUUUCCUCUCUUUCCUUUGUGAUUCGUUGUUGUUCUAUUUGAAUGUAUUUUAAAUUUAAAUGAGAAAUCAUUCAUGUAGUGACGAACUAUAAAAAAUGAAUGACUAAUGUUAACGAUAACAGGAGAACCAUUCUGAUUUUCUUUCGGCAUGCUACUUGCUCUUCUUAUAUUUAACUAGCUUUAUAUACGGCCCGUUGGCCGGAUUUAUCAUAAAAUUUUCAUGAGUAGUGAAUCGUAAAAUAAGUUAAGUACCUCGUCCGAGAUUAUAGUUCAAAUUUGUAAACGUUAUCGAAAUACAACUUUCAAAAUUGAGUGACUUUCAUUUGAUGGGAUGAAAUACUCCUACUCUUGAUCUCCCGAUGGUUUUAUACUCUAACCUCACUCAUUAGGCAAAAGUUUCUUUCACCACAAUCUAGUCCAUGUUGACAUGAGGUGGACGAUUACAAUCAAAAUGAGUUUUAUCCUACUCCACCAAGCAAACGACCCCUUAGUAAUGACUAAUUAGGAUGAAAUGAGUUGUUUGCUAGCUCGAGCAAAAAUUUUGUUCGAAAUGAUGAGCCAAAACUCAAUAAAUGAGUUGGGUUGUGUUCGGAUCGUAUUAGCUCGUUCGUAAAAGAGCCCAGCAUGAGUUCGGCUUGGCUCAUUAAAAUGGACCAUAUUUCUUUGGAGUGACAUGAUAAUACACCAUCUAAUUGUCA
Molecule: messenger RNA, 3832 nt
Organism: Linum trigynum
Lineage: Eukaryota; Viridiplantae; Streptophyta; Magnoliopsida; Malpighiales; Linaceae
Source: the annotation of a GenBank genome assembly